Molecule: messenger RNA, 3442 nt
Organism: Rana temporaria (common frog)
Lineage: Eukaryota; Metazoa; Chordata; Amphibia; Anura; Ranidae
Gene: ALDH18A1
Product: aldehyde dehydrogenase 18 family member A1
Exons: 18
Coding region: 113-2512 (799 amino acids)
Cellular component (GO): cytoplasm; mitochondrion
Molecular function (GO): ATP binding; glutamate-5-semialdehyde dehydrogenase (NADP+) activity; glutamate 5-kinase activity
Source: RefSeq, a predicted model, not a curated record
UCUUCCGCACAUGCCCGUGUCACCCCCUGCGCACGCGCACUGAGCGGCCCCGGUCCGGACAGUGUUUGGAGUCAUCUGGUCGGCGCGGGAUCUUCCCGGACAGUACAGCAGGAUGUUGUGCCGGGCGGCUCUGAGCGCCCGUCGGUGUACCAAUGCCCGAUGUCUCCUGUCCCGGGUCCAGAUCACUGCUGCAUCAUGUCAUCCAAAAUUUGCUCCAGCUGUUCACCGGCAGAGCUCCCGGCACUGGAGCAAUGUUCCCUACAUGACCGUGCCUCUUAUCCGCUCACACGGAAAACCAUUUACGCACCGCAGUGAGCUGAAACAUGCCAAGCGCAUUGUCGUAAAGCUGGGGAGCGCGGUGGUGACCCGAGGGGAUGAGUGUGGACUGGCUCUUGGAAGGUUGGCAUCCAUCGUAGAGCAGGUGUCUGUGCUGCAAAACCAAGGCCGAGAGAUGAUGAUCGUCACCAGCGGAGCCGUGGCAUUUGGAAAGCAGCGUCUCCGCCAUGAGAUCCUCUUGUCUCAGAGUGUGAGGCAAGCAUUGCAUUCCGGGCAGAAUCAGCUGAAAGACAUGCAAGUCCCAGUACUGGAGGCACGAGCUUGUGCAGCGGCUGGACAGAGCGGGCUGAUGGCUCUUUAUGAAGCUAUGUUUACCCAAUACAGCAUCUGUGCAGCUCAGAUUCUGGUCACAAAUUUGGAUUUCCAUGAUGAGCAGAAGAGACGGAAUUUAAACGGCACUUUGCACGAGCUGCUGCGAAUGAACAUCGUGCCGAUCAUUAACACGAAUGACGCUGUCGUUCCUCCUCCUGAACCUAACAGUGAUCUCCAGGGGGUAAAUGUGAUCAGCAUAAAGGAUAAUGACAGCUUGGCAGCUCGGCUGGCUGUUGAGAUGAAGGCGGACUUGAUCAUCGUUCUUUCUGAUGUGGAAGGUCUUUUUGACAGCCCCCCUGGGUCAGAUGAUGCCAAACUCAUCGACAUAUUUUACCCAGGAGAUCAGCAGUCUGUGACGUUUGGGAAUAAGUCAAGAGUCGGUAUGGGAGGCAUGGAGGCCAAGGUCAAAGCUGCUUUGUGGGCCCUUCAAGGUGGCACCUCGGUGGUGAUAGCCAAUGGCACCCAUCCUAAAAUAUCUGGUCAUGUGAUCGCAGACAUCGUGGACGGAAAGAAGGUUGGCACUUUCUUUUCUGAAGUAAAACCAGCUGGACCUACUGUGGAGCAGCAGGCAGAGAUGGCUCGGGCGGGUGGCAGGAGCUUGGCUACCCUGCAGCCAGAGCAGAGAGCAGAAGUCAUCAAUCGUCUGGCCGACUUGCUGACGGAUAACAGAGAUGAGAUUCUGACUGCUAAUAAGAAGGACAUGGAGGAAGCAGAGGAUAAAGGAAGACUGGCCCCUCCACUCUUGAAACGGUUGAGCUUGUCCACAGCCAAGUUGAACAGUCUUGCCAUUGGACUCAGGCAGAUAGCUGCCUCCUCCCAAGACAGUGUAGGGCACGUCAUUCGUAGAACACGAAUCGCCAAUGAUCUGGAGUUGGAGCAAGUGACGGUACCAAUCGGCGUCCUGCUGGUUAUUUUCGAGUCUCGACCAGACUGCCUGCCACAGGUUUCAGCACUAGCUAUCGCCAGUGGUAAUGGCCUUUUGCUAAAAGGAGGAAAAGAGGCUUCUAACAGCAACCAGACUUUGUACCGUCUCACCCAGGAGGCUCUCUCACUCCAUGGCGUCAAGGAUGCAAUCCAACUGGUGAAUACCAGAGAAGAGGUUGAAGAUUUGUGCCGAUUAAACAAACUGAUUGACCUGAUCAUUCCCCGGGGCUCCUCUCAGCUGGUGAGAGACAUCCAGAAAGCGGCUAAAGGAAUCCCUGUCAUGGGGCACAGUGAGGGGAUAUGUCACGUCUAUGUGGACAUCGAGGCCAGUGUGGAGAAGGUUACGAGAAUCCUGAGAGAUUCAAAGUGUGAAUACCCAGCUGCUUGCAAUGCCAUGGAGACCCUGCUGAUUCACAGAGAUAUCCUGAGGACUCCAUUGUUUGACCAGAUCAUUGACAUGUUAAGAGUGGAGCAGGUAAAGAUCCAUGCUGGUCCCAAGUUUGCCUCCUAUUUAACCUUUAGCCCCUCGGAGGUGAAGUCCCUGAGGACAGAAUAUGGAGAUCUGGAAUGCUGUAUUGAGGUGGUCGAUGGUGUUGAAGAUGCAAUUGAGCAUAUCCACAAAUAUGGCAGCUCCCACACAGAUGCCAUUGUUACUGAGAAUGAGUCCACAGCAGAAUACUUUCUCCAACACGUAGACAGCGCCUGUGUGUUCUGGAACGCCAGCACUAGAUUUUCAGACGGUUAUCGAUUUGGACUAGGAGCAGAAGUCGGUAUCAGCACAGCCCGGAUCCAUGCCCGGGGGCCUGUUGGUAUAGAGGGAUUGCUCACCACAAAAUGGUUACUGCGGGGGGAGAAUCACGUCGUCUCCGACUUUUCUGAACACGGCAGCAUGAAGUACCUGCAUGAAAAUAUCCCAGUGCCACAGAGAACCGCCAGCUAAAACCCAGACUGUUACCUCUCCUCUCUACCAGUACAGGCCUCCUCUAGAGUCGGGAAUCGCCGAUCAGUUCCCACACUGAGAUACAGAUUUGCACCCCUAGAAUAUAGCAGAGAGCAUUUACUGCCCCCCCCCCCCCCCAACUGUCACUUGUGCACACUGGAGAUUGUGGCUGGCUAGGGACUUUGAUCGUAAUUUUAAGCUUCGAUUGCAGCACAAUCAAGAUGUUGGCUUGAUAAAUGAAAUGGCACUUAGAAUACGGUUAUUACAAGAGUGACCAAGCAUUUAGAAUACGGUUAUUACAAGAGUGACCGAGCAUAACUCUUGACUCAGAAUUUUACAAUAGUACUGAAGCCUCUGGAGAUUUCAGCUCUUCUUUUUAAUCCUAUAAAUUCCUCUGCCGCCUCCAACCCUUUUCCUUUCUUCUUUUUUUUUUUUGUUUUGAAAAAUGGCAAGUGGUGGCUAUUAUACUGCAUUUGAAGCCUUGUGAGCAAGCGGCAAUGCCCCAGCUAUAGAUGAAAUACAGUACCAUGUAGGCAGUAGAAUAGUGUCACCUUGCCAAUUCAGUACAACAUCUUUGCAAAGGGCCUUUCUAACCACGAAUACUCUCUUUGCCAACUGCCACUUCUUUCUCGCGUUAGCAGUAGGCCGCAAUACACAGCGUUCUAAGGUAUGGAGGAGCAUGUGACAACAUCCUAUGGGUCAGUGCUUAAGUUUAAUAGCUACUAGUCACCUAGACCUUAGUACUGUCCCAUAACGGAUUGAGUGAUGUCACUGCUCUCCCUAGCAUCUGACAUUAAACGACACUAGAGAUUUUAGUGCCGGCUGUGAUGGAGCAAGAUGCGGUAGGUGAGCGCUAGUAAGGCAAGUAUUAAUAGGGUAGGCUGGAGAUUUGGUAGGACAUGUACCUUGAACGUGGAAGAUGAUUUUGUC